CUCACCUCAUUCCCAUCCACUUUUUGCCCAGAAUUCCUCUAGAUUUCAGUAUUUCAGCCAUUUUGAAAGCAUUACGUGACCAUUACCCUUGAAACGGAACUUGGGUAAACACCGCUUUGCGUAGUGGAAGGGUCACGCAUGAUCGAUUGUAAAGUGAGUCCAGUCAGUGGUUCUUACUUGCUCUCUGCAACCAUGGGUCUCAAAGAGAAUGAUAACGAUUCGCCUUCUUCUGUAGACAAAGACAGUUCUUCAGAGAAGAAAAGUUUAAUUAGAGUGGUGGCGCUAGUAAAUUCUUUCUUGUUCUCUUCGUGUUUCUUCAUGGGUAAAUCUGUCUUCCCGUAUAUGGCCAAACGGCUUGGUGCAGAUGUAGUUACCUUAGGUUACCUGAACACCCUGUUCUCCUUUGUCCUUCUAUGUGGUGGACCUCUUUAUGGCAGGUUUGGUGAUGUGUUUGGCUCUCGUGCUAUGGUAAUAACUGAUACCUCAGAUAAAGCAGGUAGAGCUGCUGCUUUGGGUAAACUUGGUCUGGCUUUCUCUCUGGGAAUCAUGGCUGGUCCACUCCUUGGUGGCUUUGUAACUGAAAAGUUCGGUGACAAUACAACGGCUCUUUUAGCUUCACUAUUAUCGCUGGUAUCUGUUAUAACAGUACAGAUGUUUUUACCCAAACACACAAAGUCACUGAACAAGCAGGAAGCUGCAGAUUCCAAAAGCCAAGACAAGUCUAUUCUUACAAAAACUUUAGACUUGUUGAAUAUACCACAAGUGUUGUACAUGUUGGUGGCACAAACGGCUUCCUUUAUGCCAAUAAUGUUGUUACAAGCCUUGGGUCCAGUUAUAAACAUGGAGUACUUCAAAAUUAGACCGAAGGAAAAUGGUCUGUUUCUGGCUGGGAUUGGAGCAGCCUCCGCUUUUUUAUUGCAGUAUUUUGCCAAACAUACAUUCUUGUAUGUUGUGUCCCAACUAAUCUUGAUAAUAGGAUUCUCCAUAACACGAACCAUGACAACUUCGAUGGCUACUAAAUCCGUCAGCAGAAAUGACACUGGGUUACUCUUAGGACUGUGUGCGACAAGUGAAGCACUCAUGAGAACAGUGGCCCCUGCAAUUGGAACCUUUAUGUUGUUACAUUAUGGCUGGCCAUCACUUGGUGCACUGGGAAGUGCUAUUGAAUUUGGCAUAGCUUCUAUACUACUAGCCAAGAAACAAAUCUAAGGCCGAAUCAAGUGAGCCCAUGUACAGCUGGUGUGCAAAAAAAAAUUGGGAAUGGGCUCCCUCGCAAUUUUCAUGUGGAGGGUAGGGGGUGGCUGUAGACAGGCUAGAUCAAGUAAGAUCCUGAUAACCAUGUCCUUAAAAUAUAAUUUUGUUUUUUGACCCUUUAACUCUCAUGUGUGACCAGGACAGAAAUUCUCCUUACAAUAUCAACACUAUAGCAAGUAGACAAGUGGUGAGAAGAAAGAAAAAUGUCACAUAGGGGGUCAACCUUGUUCUCAGGGUCUCUCUUCUUAAGGAAGGGAAAAGCAGAGAAUCCCUGGGAACAAGGUUGGUAGGGGAUAAUCAGUCAAUCCAAUACCAAAUUCUCUGAACUAACAUUAUAAGAAUUAAAUGGCAGAUAGUAAUGUCCAGUACUAAUGAGAUCUUAAAAGUGAAAUGGUUAAGACACUGACAGAUGUUUGAAUGGCAUUUAAUGAAUAAAAAGCAUUUUAUUUCCCUAUGGCCAACAACUUGAAAAAAUGACCAAGAAAACAGCUUUCAACAAAGUUUUUCAUGUUCAAUGAAACAGUGGAGUUCUUUAUUGAAACAAAAAGGAUUUAGGAAGUAACAUGUUGUGCUUAUAGACACAGUAAAGGUACAGACAGAUUAAAGAAAAGUAUGGUUUCAAUAUCUUACAUCAAGUGACAAUAAUAUAUCUACAUUGUACAGAGAAAAAGACUGAUUUUAAAGAUGAUGUUAUGCAUAUAAGAAAGUUUGUAAGAAGGAAAUGAAAUAAAGAUAUGUUACAGAU
This is a messenger RNA of Stylophora pistillata, 1999 nucleotides long. RefSeq names its product solute carrier family 22 member 18. Gene Ontology annotation, biological process: transmembrane transport. The record is from RefSeq and is a predicted model, not a curated record. NCBI's taxonomy places the organism in Eukaryota, Metazoa, Cnidaria, Anthozoa, Scleractinia, Pocilloporidae. Gene Ontology annotation, molecular function: transmembrane transporter activity. Gene Ontology annotation, cellular component: nuclear envelope.